AUGGCGGCAAGUAAUCUUAUUGAAAUGUCCAUAGAUGACACUCUUUUCGAUGCGGUUAUGAAUAAGGACAUUCCCAAGGCUGUCCUAGCAAUCGACAACGGGGCGGAUGUGAAUACAGUGACAAGACAUUAUGUCUGGGCAAUACUGGGAAGGUAUGGUACUGGAUUGUAUGGUGUUCCAUCUGCUCUUCAAGUAGCGUGUAGUGUGGGAUCCAUCGAGCUUUGUGAUCUACUUAUAAGAAAAGAAGCCAAUGUGAAUUAUCAAGAGAAGUUGGUUGUCACAGCUGGCAAGUUGGACCAACAUUGUGUUGUAAGAUAUAGACACAGAACAGAGAAGAAACAUGCUAGAUUGUCGAGUUUUAGUAUAAAAUUGAAUGCAGACAAGUGGAAUGUAGAGAAAAGAAUAGAUAUUGUAUGUGAUAUUGCUAAAGCUCUACACUAUGCAAGUAAUGGUGGUCAUGUGUCUAUUAUGAAGAGAUUGAUAUCAACUGGUUGUAAUAAGAAUAUAAAGAACUAUUGUGGAGAGACAGCUCUACACGUUGCUGGUAAUGUUGAGGUUGUUGAUUAUUUAUUGAUCAUUGGUCUCAACAUUGAAGAUCGUACUAAGGCUCACUACACACCAUUUCUCAUGGCAUGUUGUAAUGGUCGUUUACCUGUAGUACAACGUCUCAUUCAAUCAAAGUGCAACAAAGCAGCAACAACUAAUGUUGUGAGGAAGAAUGUGGCUGCUGUUUGGGAGAGCAAUGGAACACGUGACCUGAGGGUGAUGACCAUGGCAGAUGAAACAUUUGUGUCGGUAUUUGCACAGUUGUGUAGCCUUGUCCCCAGACUCUCUUGCAGUAUUCUUGUCCUGUGCCUGUAUGACAAUUCCAAGCACGAGAUAAUUGUUAUACGAGCACCAGACAAGACAAGCACAAGAGAGUCUUGGGACGAGGCUAUGUCUGCUGAUGGACGGACAGCUGUAAACGUUGCUAAUAAUGUUAAGGUUGUUGAUUAUUUGUUGAGCAUUGGUCUCAACACUGAAGAUCAUGAUAAGGAUGGCUACACACCAUUUCUCAGGGCAUGUCAUAUUGGUGACUUACCUAAAAAAACUCUUGUCAAAGCAGAGAGUCAGAUUACCUAUUCUAUGAUCUAUUCUAUAUGA
Molecule: messenger RNA, 1143 nt
Organism: Corticium candelabrum
Lineage: Eukaryota; Metazoa; Porifera; Homoscleromorpha; Homosclerophorida; Plakinidae
Product: ankyrin-3-like
Exons: 15
Coding region: 1-1143 (380 amino acids)
Molecular function (GO): protein binding
Source: RefSeq, a predicted model, not a curated record